Phyllostomus discolor (pale spear-nosed bat) is the source of this 2195-nucleotide messenger RNA. RefSeq names its product dehydrogenase/reductase 3 (gene DHRS3). The transcript has 6 exons. Bases 885 to 1793 code for a protein of 302 amino acids. The record is from RefSeq and is a predicted model, not a curated record. Gene Ontology annotation, molecular function: oxidoreductase activity, acting on the CH-OH group of donors, NAD or NADP as acceptor. Gene Ontology annotation, cellular component: lipid droplet. Lineage: Eukaryota; Metazoa; Chordata; Mammalia; Chiroptera; Phyllostomidae.
CGCCUCGGGAGCGAAUGAAUAAGGCAGCGCAGACCCGGGCGUCCGAUCCACGCGCGCUCCAUACCCAGGCCCUCUCCAAGUUGGAAAGGACAAAAAGAAGGCAAUAAAUGCUAACGAGGGAGAGAGAGGGAGCCGGAUCGAGCGGCAACUCCCAGACUCUGCUGGAAGAGAGAGGGAGGGAGCCGGAGAGAGCGAGCGCGCGCGAGGGCGAGCCAUGCACGUAAAGAAACUGACACCCGGACCCCCCACUUCUGCUGCACGUUGCUGGCAAUCAGAGCGCGUUUAAGCAAUUUCCUGAGCCCAAGAAUAGCAAUGAGUCGGGAGACUUUCGCGGGCUGAAAUUGGGAGCUCCAAGCACUUUUCCCCCACUUUUUUUUUUCCUGGAGAAGGGGUGGGGGUGCCGCUACAAUUUGGAAACUGCUUUUUUUUUUAUCUUGCACUUUGAAACCGCGGGACUGUGGCGGGGUGCGCGCGUGUGGUUGGUGCCCUUUUUUUUUUCUCCCUUCCCCUGCCUAAACUCCUCUGUCAGCCUGUAAACAUUACCUGCGAAUUCCCCAGCCGAAACGGCGGCUGGGGCAAGAAACUUCUUGUUAGAACUUCCCACCUCCGGCUUCUCCUCCACCCGCCUUACUGUCCCAACCUUCUGAGACGCUUUUUCUCCUCCCCAGGAGGAUUUAUCUUUUUUUUUUUUUCCGUUCUUCUUUUUCUCACCCGGUGCUUUGCAUUGAGAAGAAGUGAUUUCAAGAGUGGCCAGGUGGGACGCCUCUCUCCCCCUCAUUCCGUUUAUUUAUAUAUUUUUUGAGGUGUUUUAUUAUUUUUUUUUCCAUUCCUGUUCGGUCCGGGGAGUUUCGCCCCACGCCCUGCCCGGCUCCGCGGCGCGGAGGAUGGUGUGGAAAUGGCUGGGCGCGUUGGUGGUGUUCCCUCUGCAGAUGAUCUAUCUGGUGGCAAAAGCAGCCGUCGGACUGGUGCUGCCCGCCAAGCUGCGGGACCUGUCUCGGGAGAACGUCCUCAUCACCGGCGGCGGCAGAGGCAUCGGGCGCCAGCUCGCUCGCGAGUUCGCAGAACGCGGCGCCAGAAAGAUCGUUCUCUGGGGCCGGACGGAGAAAUGCCUGAAGGAGACGACGGAGGAGAUUCGGCAGAUGGGCACGGAGUGCCACUACUUCAUCUGUGACGUGGGCAACCGGGAGGAGGUGUACCAGACGGCCAAAGCCGUCCGGGAGAAGGUGGGCGACAUCACCAUCCUGGUGAACAACGCCGCCGUGGUCCACGGGAAGAGCUUGAUGGACAGCGACGACGACGCCCUGCUCAAGUCCCAGCACAUCAACACCCUGGGCCAGUUCUGGACCACCAAGGCCUUCCUGCCUCGCAUGCUGGAGCUGCAGAACGGCCACAUCGUGUGUCUCAACUCCGUGCUGGCCCUGUCCGCCAUCCCCGGCGCCAUCGACUACUGCACCUCCAAGGCCUCGGCCUUCGCCUUCAUGGAGAGCCUGACCCUGGGGCUGCUGGACUGUCCGGGCGUCAGUGCCACCACCGUGCUGCCCUUCCACACCAGCACCGAGAUGUUCCAGGGCAUGAGGGUCAGGUUCCCCAACCUCUUCCCACCUCUGAAGCCAGAGACCGUGGCCCGGAGGACAGUGGAGGCCGUGCAGCUCAACCAGGCGCUCCUGCUGCUCCCGUGGACGAUGCACGCCCUCAUUAUCUUGAAAAGCAUCCUCCCACAGGCCGCCCUGGAGGAGAUCCACAAAUUCUCAGGAACCUACACCUGCAUGAACACUUUCAAAGGACGGACAUAAAGGCACGCUCGGAAGCCACGGAGCCUGCGGGGACUGUGGCCACCUGGGCACACUUCUGUGGGGUGAGCAGGGCUGCCCCCUCCCAGGGAAGAACCCGCCCGCCCCCUAAGCCAGCCACAGGACCUUUGCACAGGACGGACAGGCAUGACUCUGACCCCCAUGGGGAGGCAGGAAACCAGCCAGCAGCCGUCUUGACGCUUUUGUACAUUUCCAAUUCUGUAGAGUUUAUUGUUAAAUCGCUUCUCAAGUCUAAUCAGCCUCAGCAGCGUGCAAAGACUAUUUUCUGGGGGGGGGGGUCUGGGUGCAGAGGUGCUCCCCCGUCCCUCCAGAACCCACUCAUCCUCAGCUUCUGCAAACCGGUGGAGCGGCAGGAACGAAAAAUAAAAGAGAUGGCUUUUGCGA